This is a messenger RNA of Lathyrus sativus (Indian pea), 2166 nucleotides long. The record is from the annotation of a GenBank genome assembly. NCBI's taxonomy places the organism in Eukaryota, Viridiplantae, Streptophyta, Magnoliopsida, Fabales, Fabaceae.
AUGGGUACAGAGAGGAAGAGAAAGGUGAGUUUGUUCGACGUCGUCGACGACGCUGCUGUUAAGAUGGUGAAAACCAACGGCGGCUUAUUCGGCAACAGCCUCAUUAACCAUUGGAACGGAAAGCCUUACUCGCAAAGGUACUAUGAGAUUUUGGAGAAGAGGAAAACACUUCCCGUUUGGCACCAGAAAGAUGAUUUCUUGCAGGUUUUGAAGGAUAACCAGACUUUGAUUCUCGUUGGUGAAACUGGCAGUGGGAAAACAACACAGAUUCCUCAAUUUGUUUUGGAAGCUGUUGAUUUAGAGACCCCGGAUAAACGCAAGAAGAUGAUGAUUGCAUGUACUCAGCCUCGUAGAGUGGCUGCUAUGUCUGUUUCCCGUCGUGUGGCUGAAGAGAUGGAUGUUACUAUUGGGGAAGAGGUUGGUUAUAGCAUCCGAUUCGAAGAUUGUAGUAGUGCAAGGACAGUUUUGAAGUAUUUAACAGAUGGUAUGCUUUUGAGAGAGGCAAUGACGGAUCCACUUUUGGAACGAUACAAAGUAAUUAUUCUUGAUGAGGCACAUGAAAGGACUUUGGCUACAGAUGUAUUAUUUGGCCUACUUAAGGAAGUUCUUAAAAACAGACCUGACUUGAAGUUGGUUGUUAUGAGUGCUACACUUGAAGCUGAAAAGUUUCAGGGGUAUUUUUUUGGAGCCCCUCUAAUGAAAGUUCCUGGAAGGCUUCACCCAGUUGAAAUUUUUUAUACUCAAAAUCCCGAAAGAGAUUACUUGGAGGCUGCUAUUAGGACAGUGGUACAGAUUCACUUGUGUGAACCUGCUGGAGACAUACUUGUUUUUCUUACUGGAGAGGAAGAAAUAGAAGAUGCAUGCCGCAAAAUAUCAAAAGAAGUUGCAAAUAUGGGGGAUCAGGUGGGCCCUGUGAAAGCGGUGCCAUUGUAUUCUACUCUUCCGCCAGCAAUGCAGCAGAAGAUUUUUGAUGCAGCUCCUCCUCCAGUUAAAGAGGGAGGCCCUCCUGGAAGGAAGAUUGUGGUAUCAACAAACAUAGCAGAAACUUCCUUGACAAUUGAUGGUAUAGUCUAUGUUAUUGACCCUGGAUUUGCUAAGCAGAAGGUUUAUAAUCCUCGAGUUCGUGUUGAGUCUUUGUUGGUGUCACCAAUAUCAAAGGCUAGUGCACAUCAGAGAUCUGGGCGUGCUGGUAGAACUCAGCCAGGGAAAUGCUUUAGACUUUAUACUGAGAAAAGUUUCAAUGAGGAUCUUCAGCCGCAAACCUAUCCUGAAAUUUUGAGAUCUAAUCUAGCCAAUACAGUUCUUACACUGAAGAAAUUGGGUAUAGACGAUUUAGUGCAUUUUGAUUUCAUGGACCCUCCUGCGCCUGAAACAUUAAUGCGGGCUUUGGAAGUGUUGAAUUACUUGGGUGCAUUAGACGAUGAGGGUAACUUAACAAAGCUGGGUGAGAUUAUGAGUGAGUUUCCUUUGGACCCUCAGAUGUCAAAGAUGCUUGUUGUUAGUCCUGAGUUCAACUGUUCAAAUGAGAUUCUUUCAAUUUCUGCCAUGUUGUCAGUACCCAAUUGCUUUAUCCGGCCUAGGGAGGCUCAAAAAGCUGCGGAUGAAGCGAAAGCUAGGUUUGGACACAUUGAUGGAGAUCAUCUCACACUCCUGAAUGUAUACCACGCCUACAAGCAAAACAACGAGGAUGCAUCUUGGUGCUACGACAACUUUGUCAAUAACAGGGCACUGAAAUCAGCUGAUAACGUUCGACAGCAGCUAGUGCGUAUCAUGGCUCGGUUUAACCUGAAGUUAUGCAGCACUGACUUCAAUAGUCGCGAUUAUUACGUCAACAUUAGAAAGGCAAUGCUAGCAGGAUAUUUCAUGCAGGUGGCUCAUCUUGAACGGACAGGUCACUACUUGACAGUGAAAGACAAUCAGGUGGUACACUUGCAUCCAUCAAAUUGCCUGGAUCACAAGCCUGAGUGGGUUAUCUAUAAUGAAUAUGUUCUUACAAGUCGGAAUUUUAUACGUACUGUGACAGAUAUACGCGGUGAAUGGUUAGUAGAUAUAGCUCCACAUUACUAUGAUUUGUCUAAUUUUCCACAAUGUGAGGCGAAGCGUGUUCUUGAAAAGCUGUACAAGAAAAGAGAGAAGGAAAAGGAUGAAUCCCGGAAUCGGAAAUGA